Molecule: messenger RNA, 906 nt
Organism: Owenia fusiformis
Lineage: Eukaryota; Metazoa; Annelida; Polychaeta; Sabellida; Oweniidae
Source: the annotation of a GenBank genome assembly
AUUGUAAAGAGGAGACACAUGGCUUUAUGGUGCAUUGAAUGAAAUCAAUGCUGUAAUCACUGGUUUUGUGCUUUUCCGAGAUAACAAUCUGUUGCGUUUUUUUUAUACGCACUGUAAAUAUGCAUACGGAAGGGAUGGAUAAUCAAGUAAAUCAUUUGUUUUGCUUAGUUUGACAUGUAAUCGUGAAAGGCUACUUCAUUGAACAAAAGAAUACAAUCAUAGCGUGUCACAACCCAAGAGAUAAACUAUUAUUUUCAAAUGUUUUAUUAUUCAUCGUUCCCUCGACUCUUUCUGGCUUUGAUUCACCCGUGCACAUCUAUUGUCAUUUACCAGUGUGUAUUUUUCAUUACAUCUAUUGUCAUUUACCAGUGUGUAUUUUUUCAUUACAUCUAUUGUCAUUUACCAGUGUGUAUUUUUUCAUUACAUCUAUUGACAUUUACCAGUGUGUAUUUUUCAUUACAUCUUUUGUCAUUUACCAGUGUGUAUUUUUUCAUUACAUCUAUUGUCAUUUACCAGUGUGUAUUUUUCAUUACAUCUAUUGUCAUUUACCAGUGUAUAUUUUUUCAGUACAUCUAUUGUCAUUUACCAGUGUGUAUUUUUUCAUUACACCUAUUGUCAUUUACCAGUGUGUAUUUUUCAUUACAUCUAUUGUCAUUUACCAGUGUGUAUUUUUUCAUUACAUCUAUUGUCAUUUACAAGUGUGUAUUUUUUCAUUACAUCUAUUGUCAUUUAACAGUGUGUAUUUUUUCAUUACAUCUAUUGUCAUUUACCAGUGUGUAUUUUUCAUUACAUCUAUUGUCAUUUACCAGUGUGUAUUUUUCAUUACAUUUUGCAUCGUUAUGUGAUUUACUUUUGUGCAGUUUAUAGAUAGUCUUUCAUUGUUUUGCGAUUCAACAGUGUGUAUAC